AUGGCUCCAUCUGGACGGAAGAAAGGCAAGGAGGUUGACCGGUCACCUACGAGCAUCCUGAAGCAUGGCGACUAUACGGUCUCCCUCACCAGCUGGCUUGCUGGUGGCCCUGUAGUCUUGGGCAAGAAGCCUCGUCGGGUCAUCGACCUCAAAGUUGAGCGCGAUCGCAAGUCCGAAACAUCGGACCAAUCCCUGGUCCUGGCCAGGAAGGACCACGAUGCAGCUGCCUCCGAUAUGGAGGUUGGCACUUCGGGAUCCGAAGGAGCCCUAACGCACACCUCGAGACAACGCCGAGAACCCAAAGGUUCUUCGCAACCAGCUGUAAGCUCAAAGCCGUUCCUCACGUACGAGGAAAAGAGAGUCGAGAAAUUCACUAUUCGGCCUCCGCCUGUGGUCUUCAACACGCCUGAAGACGUCCCUACUGGCUGGCUUGAAGCGAUGUUGAACCAGAGGAAGAAUGGUGAAAGCUCAAAGGCUGUUUCGAAGAAGGCCAUCAGUUAUGAGCAUAACGAUUCGGAGGAUUACGAAGCUGGCUACGACUCUCCCCCUCACAACAAAUCAAAAUUACUGCCAAAGAAGUCAUCCAGUGCCUCCAGGAAAGCAUCAGAAAUUCGCAUCGAAACCAAGUCGUCAUCAAAGAAGGGUACUCGAAAAGUCAAAGUCAUAACUGCUGAUGCAACAGAUGAGUCAGAUGAGUCGUUAUCGGAUGUCGAGUCACGUCGUCCUAUGAAGACGAAGAAGCUUGAGCGCCGGAGCAUGACCAAAGAGAGAAUCAAGAAGAAGAUGCACGUCGAGGUUUCUGACGAGGAGACAGCUGAUAAAGUCACAACUGAUAUUGAGUCGUCAGACAUUGAGUCAACAGAUGUUGAGCCACGUUCCAAGCCGACAUCGAAGAAGAAGCCGAGUACUUCGUCGAAGAAAGCAGGAAGUUCCAAAGUCAAGGUCGAGACACGGGGCAGAAAGGGCAAGCGGAAGGUCGUGGUGGAAGCUUCAAGCGAAGAGGAAGAUUCCUCGGUUGAGUCGAUGACAGAAGCUGAGCCGUCUCCCCUGAAGAAAGUCAAGAACAAGAACCGUGUUACCGUUACCGAGACCACACGAAAGGGCAAAAAGAAGACCAUCACAGUUGAAUCAUCAGAUGAAGCUGACAUAGCACAUGUCAAAUCACGUUCAUCACAGAAAGGGAAGAAGUCCGAAAUCCGUGUCAAGACCAGCGACAAGACAAAGGCGAAGAAGGUUACAUUCGAGCCCACCGAUGAACCUGAGACUACUGACGACGCCACAACGGAUGCGGAGCCUACGCCGGCGAAAGCGCAGAAGGGCAAGGGCAAGUCCAGAACCAAGGCAAAGAAGAAAAUCGAAGUCGAAUCACCCGACCCCGCAGAGACAACCAAUGCCGUUACUACUGACGACGCAACUCAAACCGAAGCCGAAACCACCGAUGCAGAUACGACUGUUGCCGAGAAGCCCAAGGGAACUCCAGCAGCAGGUAAAGCCGACAACGACUGGACGCCUUCGCAAGAUGCAAGCAUACUCAGCAUGAAGGAAGGCGGCGAACCAUGGGCUAACAUUGGCAGCGCCAUUGGCCGAAACAAGAAUGAGGUCAAGAAACGGCACCAGGAACUUGUUCGUCUAGGCGCUGCUCAAGUCAAUAAGGGCAAUCAGAGCAAGGCACAUAAGACACAGAACAAGAAGAACAAGAACAACGAAGCCGGUCCCAGCCAUGCCUCUGUUGCGGACGAGACUAUGGGAUUUCGCGAGCUUCCUGGAUUUGGCUUUGAUGCAGAUCAAGACAACAGCAAUAACAACGACAACAACAACAAUGGUGAUGGCUGGAGUGGUGGUGGUGAUCAGAACAACAACACCGAUAACAACGGCGGUGGUGGCGAAGGUGCAUGGGGAGGUGGAAACCAGACCGACAACAAUGGCGGUGGAGAUGUUGGCCCUGGAUUUGAUACCCCUGCUUGGAGUGCAGACUGUACCGGAGGUGGAGAUCAAGAUACCAAUAACAAUAACAACAGCAACAACGACACCAAUAACAACGGCUUUGGUGAUGCGGGUUGGGGCGGCGGAGACCAGGAGAACAACGGAGGUGGUAAUAACAAGCAAUCAGAGGACGGUAUGGGUUGGAACACAGGUGGUAGCGACAACAACUGGAGGCCGCCUUCAGCUGCGGGUUCGACAAGAAGCAACAAACCACCCGACAACAACACAGGUUGGAAAUCCGGUCCAGGCUCCGACCAGGGAUGGAGUGUUGCUCCGAACCCAGGCUACAAACCGCCCAGCAACUCGGGUUGGGUUCCCAAGAAUUUUGUUCCGCCUCAGGGCAGCAAGCCCCCCAGCAACACUGCGCCCCCCGGCAGUCCCGAUGGUUGGAUUUACGGUUCACCCACAGAAAGCGAACGGGGCCGCAUGGCCAAGCGAGUGGAGGCUUGGAAGGGAUCGAUCAGUUCACCCAAAGAACAAGGACAUUGGGGUAUGCCCGACGGCGGCUGGCAUGCCACUCCGGCCACAGAUUCUCGCCCACGUGAGAUUGCGCCCGACAACACCAGGGGUCGAAGCCCUGCCGCCAGAUCUACUUCUGCCAAAGAUUGGAAGCAAGGACUAACUCGUGUCGAUGAAGAGCCAGACACCGGUUAUGAUGUGUGGAAGAAACCUCCCAGCAACAACGGAAAGCCGGGCAGCAAUGCGGGCCGUAACUCACCUGGUAACUUCAACAACAAGCCAUCCGGAGAGCAAUAUGGUUGGAACUCUGGUCCUGAUGCUGUUGCUGGAACUGGAACUGGCUGGGGUGGAGGCUCGGAUCGAGUCUCAACCCCAAGUUUCAAACACCCGGCGAAGGAUGAGUGGACUGGAGGCACAAAAGGCAAUGAUAAGCCUCCUAGAACUUCGAAGAACAACAACCGCAACAACAACAAGGCAACCGGCGGUAAUGACAGCCUCACUGCCUUUCUUCAGAACCCUCCCCCGUGGGGCGCGGACUGUACCGGUCCCUGGGAUAGCAACAAACCGGCCAACAACAAAGCCGACAAGGGAGACGUCCAGAACGCCCUUAACAUUCACAUGGUCAGAGACCUACCCGGCUACAAUAGAGAUGUAGCACCCAUGGGCCUUUCGGGCUUUCCUCCCGUCGUUGAACAUUAUGCGCCAGUUCCAGUUCCUCCUGUCACCCCAGGCCCUCCAGGUCGCUACCCUUCAACCCCUUACUCAGCCACCCCUCACCCACCUGGCUACCUCCCCAAGAGUGAAGCACAAACUACCCUUCUCCCACUUUACAACAACUCACCUCCUCAGGCCCAAUACCCUUCCCACGACGCGCCCUGGAACUCCACCAGCUGGGACACCAAACCUGCCGUCACCACGAAGCCGCCCGGCGGCCCGUCAUCAUACCAACCCGGCCAGCGUAGCGCGCAGUGCAAAACCCUUUCCGAGGAAGACCUCCGAUCACUGUACAAACAAGUCGUCUUCAGCGCCAUGUCCUCUCGCCAGCCCCUUCUCCAACCCAAGCCCGACCGCGAUUUUACCUUGAGAGACUGCUGGGUGUUGAUCUCUUUGAGCGAGCAGUAUGAUCAUUCUUCGGCCUCGAAGGAGAAGUGGUUCGAGCUGCAAGCUAAAUUUGCGAGUGCCACGGGUCGGAUGGUUGAUGUGAAGCUGUUGAGACAGAAGGUGAAGCAGGGAGAGAAGGAGGCCAAAGUGGUGGAGGGGUGGGAGGAUGAUGAGGUUGGAUGGCGGUAUAAGAAGAAGUGGGAGAUGGAGACUGCUUGGUGAGAAAAGAGGUGAGAGAGGAGGAGAGAACAGAGGAGAGGAAGAGGUGGAGAGGUGCUUGGUGAGGGAGUAUGAGUAAGAU
Molecule: messenger RNA, 3844 nt
Organism: Neurospora tetrasperma FGSC 2508
Lineage: Eukaryota; Fungi; Ascomycota; Sordariomycetes; Sordariales; Sordariaceae
Exons: 3
Coding region: 1-3765 (1254 amino acids)
Source: RefSeq, a predicted model, not a curated record